This is a messenger RNA of Pseudopodoces humilis (Tibetan ground-tit), 1705 nucleotides long. It is a transcript of the gene OCSTAMP, whose product is annotated as osteoclast stimulatory transmembrane protein. Gene Ontology annotation, cellular component: membrane. NCBI's taxonomy places the organism in Eukaryota, Metazoa, Chordata, Aves, Passeriformes, Paridae. The record is from RefSeq and is a predicted model, not a curated record.
UGGUGCUGUUAUUGCCCAGGCUUCACUCACCAGGUUUUGCACACUUCAGGGAUUGCCAGCACUGCUGAUCUGAAUUGCCUUAAAGCAUCUUGGGUUUUGAGUCCUGGCUCUCAAGGUGCUGCCUUGGUUUCCUACCCUGCCUCUCCCAACAGCCACAUCCUGGAUCCCCUCAGAGCAAUAAAGCAUCGGAACAUGGAGAGCUCUUGGGCAAGUCUGGGGCACCUCACUGCCGCUGGGAUGAGAGCCCGUGUUUACUGCAAAGACUUUCUGUUCCCAAAGGUGCACAGAAGCAUGGCAGACCUGUGGUGGAUUUACUCCAAACCUGUCCCAGCAGAUGGCAGAGAGCUAUGGACCUUGUUUCUGCAGUGUUCCUGCAUUACAGCAGUGAUAGGAGGCCUCUUUUACAACUGGAUGUUUGCUUCCCUGGAGUACUCCUGGCACCUCUCCGUUGCCAUGGCCAUCUCCUUCAGUCUGCUGCUCCUCCUGACUCUCCUUUUGGUGCAUCCUGCCCGUUGUGUCUUCAGCAUGAUCAUGCCCACUUUAGGCACCAAGCAGGGCCGGAAGCUUCUCUUCUCCACCUGCAUCAUGAUCGCAGUGGUGAACAUAGUGCCCAACAUAAUAGGCAACAUUAAAACCAUACUGCAGGUUAUUAAGUGCAUCUGCAAGAAUUCCUCUGACAGCCUUCUGAACUCAACUGCCCUGCUAGAGAAAGUUUCCUGGGAGUUUGGGGAUGCAAUCCAAGAAACCAUUCAUUCCAUUCAUAAGCCUAUGAAUGGACAUUUUCGCUUUUUGUUGCUUCAGAACAGCUCCUUCAUUUACCAAAAAAUGCACCUUGCUGGUGAAAAAAUUAGCAGAGAGUUCUUGUCUGUUGAGAUUUUGGUCAAAGACUCAAUACGAGUAGCCAACAGACUGGCUGCUGCCUCCUUCAUGCUCUAUCUCUGUUUUGAAUCUGCCUGGUAUUUGAAGAAUUAUCUCACCAACCUCCGCUUUGACAAUUUUUACAUCACCAAGAAGCUGGAGCGUUUAGCCAUGGACAGAAGAGCAGCUCAUCUCCUGGUGGGCUCAUCCAAAAAACUCAUCCGACCAACAGGCUUGAAGCUGUCCUGGGAGGAAGGGAUGCUGUGCCUCGUGCAAGCCAUGCUGGUCACUGUGGCCCUGAUGCUGAUGCUGGUGGUCGUGGCCAUGGACCACUUUGCGUUCAGCGUGGCAGACACAGCGGUGAGAAAGGCAGCUCAGUUCUCUGCAGUGCCCGUCACUCUCAACAUCAAAUACCAGGUUGAAAUAGGGAUCAUGCCCUUUCUAUUCAAAGUUUUUGGGCGUCCUUCUGAAAAAUUACUGCUCGGAGACUUCAACAGGACCUACCACCAUCAUCUGAUCUUGAGCUCUGCCCACUGCAGGAUCAGCCCUCCCACACCUCCCAACCCCUCUGUGCUGCUCGUUGUGGGGCUGCUCUUCUGCAUCCUCUACGCCACCGUGUUCCUGGAAACCUACGCACGCCGCCUGUGCCGGAACAUCGCAGCCUCCUUCUUCCAGAGCUGGGAGGAGAAGAGAGUGCUUUACCUGUACAGGAAACUGUCCAGGAGGCACGGGAAGGAGCAAAACUGUGUGAAGGAUGCUUUGGGAAGUCAGGGAGAUGUCCCUGACACCACAGCAUAGGCUUCUGCCAUAGGAUCACACAUUUAAUUUUCCAGAGUGAGAGAAGUGU